This is a messenger RNA of Pocillopora meandrina, 7711 nucleotides long. NCBI's taxonomy places the organism in Eukaryota, Metazoa, Cnidaria, Anthozoa, Scleractinia, Pocilloporidae. The record is from the annotation of a GenBank genome assembly.
CACAAAUCAAUCGAGUGAUUAUUUACCCGCGAUCGCUGGUUCGUCAAUGGGCCAACGCAGCUUAUUAGCAAUUCCGUUAGUUUUACAUAAUCACCUCCAGAUACAACAUUAACAGCUAUGAUUCAUUUGGAUACAGCCAUGGGUAGAACCACAAUGCAGGCCAGGGGAAGAUUCAAAAUUUCCCUGCUGUUUGUGGUCUUGAUCACGUUCGUUUUGGCGACAUGUUCAAUUUCAUAUUACUUGACAAGUUAUUACCAUGUAAAAUCUUCGCUAAUCGCAGGAGUCACAAAUGUGCAGAAGAGCCACUACAUAAAUAUUCAAACCUGGGAAGGUAGGUCCAUCGGUGAACACUAAUUCAUUUGUGUGCCUUUUAGAAAACUGUAGGGAAGAGUUUCCGGUGUGCACAUAUUUGUGAUUUGGUUUUGGAAAGAACUCCGAAUAACUCUAUGUUAAUUGCAAAACGAAGCCGUUGUCCCAGAGGUAAUUUCUUAUUUUGUCACUGAUUUCUUUCAUCCAAGCACUACAUUCAUAAGUAUUGGGAUAUACAGAAAUCUUGCGGUGAUUUUUAAAGGCAAGAGUUUUAUCCUAUGCUUGAUGGUAGAUGAUCUCUUUCGGAAAAUAAAUGUAGCUUUUUAGCCAAUACAACAAACAAUGGUUGAAAAUAGGUUAGAAUUGGCUUUUGUCAGCUUGCCUGACAACGAACCAAAGCGAUAAAUAUGAGUGGGGAGGCUAGAUUGGAAAUUGCCUGACCUGUUCCGAUCACAUUUCUUUCUCUCUAUCAUCGGAUUACAGAUUUAACUGUCGUGAUCAAUUUUAUCUCAAAUUCGUACACCUUGAUUUCAGAAUUUACAUGCUGCAGAAGCGAGAUUUUUAAUCAACAGAAAGUCAUUAAUGAAAUAUUGUGAUUAAUUGUUUUCCAGUCGACUUGUUUUUAUGCGUAACUCUUCUUUAAACGAAUUCCCUAGAUUUUAAGAGAGAGUGCUCUCAUUUUUCUCUUAAAAAUAACAUUUUAAAGGCUUUUCUUGGGAGGUUCUGCGGUUCGUCAGUGAAAAUACUUAGUUAUUUAAAUCCUAACAUUAAAAAACCUUAAAACAUAUGGAUUUCCAGGGUUUUUAGUGGGUUCCAUAACAACAACAGGAGGCUAUUAAAAGGAGAAAUCACGCUCUUGGACCGGCACUACCGAUUUCAUUGAUUUACUUGUCAUCAAAUCAAACAGUUGACACGGCUUUUAACAAAGAGUGGUUUCCUUUUACUCAGCUCUUGUGGUUUUUCCAAACCAACAGUCUGUUGAUUUAUCGUUACAGUGGGUGACAACGAGAUAUUUUUCCGAUGAAUUUUUAAUCGUUUGACUGUCCUUUUAAUUUCUUUCACGUCAGUAAAGAUCAUUUGAAAAAAAAGCAAAUAACAAACAUGGCAAAGUACAGGAUUGCCAACAUUCUAUGGGCCAUACUGUCACAGGUCCUUUUCUGAUUGAAAGACAUUUCUCUGGACGUAGUCGCAAUUUGCCUGUUAUCCUUAAAUCGGCGGUGAAACACUGAUUUUCUUCGAUUUUGGCAUUUUAUAACAAACAAGUUAAACCAUUGGAUACACGUGGGAAUUAAUUGAAAAACGGCUUCCAAAUUUAAGCAGCUGCUUCGCAGGGACAACGUUCACAUUUGUUAAUUAAAAUUUUUGGCGAAUGUGUGUUCUCCAUAGUAUCUAAGGGGUUAAAGUAAAUCGAUGUUUAAAAGCUGUCAGAAACACAAUUCUGAAAAAACAGAAUAAAAUUGUUAAGACGUGGAUCGGUCAAUGCAAAAACGCAAGUUGAUCAUCAAAUUCUGCAAAUAAGUCAUCGCAGCGGAUUUCCCCUACACAUUUCAACCGACGCCAUUUUACUUCUAUUGACGCGAAGCUCUUUCUGUGUUUAUCAAUUAAAUCGGGUUCCAAGGGCGAAUAUCAGAGGCAAAAAUGCGAGACUAAAAUGUGGUGCAAGCCCGAGUUUUUAAAAAUUGGACCGUUACGCCAUGUUUCAUGACGUCAUGGUAAAGACAAAGCUGUCUAUGGCCCGGACUAUUCUGGGAUGCUCGUAGGCACCACUACGUUGGUUGGUUCAUUCAGUGCUGUUAUGAUGAGUUUUAAUGAGAUCCUGGGGAAAAAAACCCUCCAUGAUACAUUGUAGGAGAGAAGACAAAACCAUGAUGCUCCGUCGGUGGGGGAGUAUAACAAGAUGAUUCGCUUUUAUCAAUUGAGUUGGUGAUGUAAAUUGGCCACCGUAAAGAGUUUCUAGGCUGAAAUUCGAGCGCCCUUCGUCAGAGCCAAUAACUCGUUCUGAAGAAGGGCGCUUGAAACCUUAGUUUAGAAACUUCUUACGGUGGCCAGUUUACAUUAUCAGCUCAGUUGAUAAGACCAAAUCAUCUUGUCAUUUCAUAAUCCAUUUGCUUCCCGGGGGGGGGGGGUGAAGGGGCUGUAACCAGCAAACGGCUAUGGGAUGGAAGAACAGAAAAAACCAUCCCCCCCUCCUUAGCAGACAUUCAUGCAUGUUAAAAAAAAGGACGGGAGAAAAUUCACAACGAAGACCCCUAGAGAGUGACGCACCCCCCCCCCUUCCCCAUGACAAUAUCAUAGUCCAUUUGCUUCCUUGGGAAGCUGUAUCCAAUAAAAGCCGGCAAACACCUUCUUUCAUGUUAUGCCUUUCGUUUUGACUCAUGAGUAUGUUUUUGUCUCUAGAUUUUUCACCUGUGAAAUCAACACGAAAAGUGGUAAGUGCCAUAGAGUUAUUCCAUAUCAUAAUUUUGCCUCUGCAAAUAUCCUUAUCCUUAAAAAUUCACAUAAACAUAUAAGAGCGAAUUCAUUCGUUUGCCCUUUCAGACGCAAGAUCUGAAAGCUCAUUGUCCUUGCUAACGACAGCGAAAAGUGGUCAGAAAUUUAACUCAGUUUUGAAGCGCGAUUCUGUCUCUUCAGCAGCUCGGAGGUGAAUAGGAAUUGUUAGUCACUUCCGAACUGGUUAAUUAGCGCGCGCGAAAAGCACUUUUUACCUGUGUGGCAUCUACUAAUGUUCAAUGGUUCGUUAGCAAGUUUGCUUGUUUCCUCUCAUAACGUAUUCAUCCAGUUCAUUUCUUCCUAGUGGCUUGGCUCUUUUUUCCGGUGACUUUCCGACCAAUAUUGAUUAUCACUAAACAAUCAUGUGUUUUCUUCUUCUGUGCUGCAGAAAAGAAUUAUUUACAAUAGAGUAGGAAAAUGUGGAAGCCGCACCAUGAUACAGCUCAUGAUCAGUCUCACAGGAAAACUCAAUUAUACAGUGAUUGGAUCAACCAAGAAUAAUAUUCUACAUCUAAACCUGCGAGAACAGGUAACGAUUACCUCUUUUAUUUAGCAUUUACACAAAUCAAAACCUGGAGAGAUUUCGAGAAUUAGUAUCUCGUGUUCUCCCAAACGAAGUCCCAAGACCUCCAGAAAUCCUGAAGUUUCUCCAUGCACAAGCCGUCGUCGCUCACUAACCACGCUGGUGGGAUCUGGAUUCGUGAUAACCGCACAGGUGUCUAAGUCGUGGCUCUCAGUUAGGGUUAAUUAAGACAAACAUAGCCUCAGCAGAGACUCACAGAGCUCAUUUCAAUUGAGUAUCGCAAAACCCAAACCAACACUGAAAAAAGUAAGCACCUGUGGCGAUGAAAAUCGUUACUAACUUAGUCACGAUUGGUUCUAAGAAGUCUUGUACUUGAUUGGUUGGGAAGAUUGCGCGAUCUUAAAAGACCAAUCAUGAUCACAGAGCGAGGCAAAGUCAAAGCAAUGCAAUCCCGGAUUACUUUGCGCGUUUUAGAGAAUUUGAAUGGUUCACAUGUCCUUUUUUCUUCUUUUUGUUUUGUUCUUGUUUGAAUGAUGGAAUAUCAAACCUUUACGAUUUCAGCUUGAACUUGUGGACUAUAUAGAUCAUCUUCAGUCACCAAUCAUUUAUCAUCACCACAUACAUUUCGUCGACUUUAAGAGGUGAGAACUCCUUCAUCGCAUACUUUGAGGCAUAAUUAAGAUAACCAUUUGAAAGAGAAACCCUUAAAAUAGCUUUUAAAAGAAUUAAUCGCCAACUAGAGCUGUAGCCAUACAUUUGUAAAUUUGAUUCAAACCUUCAACAUCAUAUCAGAAUAAAACUUAAUCUUUUUCAAACUAAUGAUCCAUUGAUAAUAAUUAAUAGAUACCACGCAGGUUAUUGUUGCGUUUCUCGCGCGCUUGUUAACAAACUUGGGAUUAAUCAGCUAAAUCUGAAGACAAAUGCGCGUGGCAAGAGUUUAGUUUUCGACCAUUUUUUGGUACCUAGUGUGAAAUAAACUGAUUUUUCUUUUCUUGCGUGGUAAAUAUUUAAAAAAUCAUUCACUUCAGUGUCGACGAAAGUGGUGAAUAUUUGUUAGCUAUCGAUUUCCUGUUGAAAGGCGAAGGUCACAAACUACCCAACGAAUCUAUCGGUCGAAACUUAAUAAUGAAAUAACCUUAAAAACUACUCUUUUACUACAAGAAGUGAUUAACCUUUCAACAUCGAGUUAUAAUUUAGGUAAAAUGUGAUAUGAAUCGAAAGCUUAUUACCUGGAGGCCUUUAUGUUGCUAGAACGUUAGCCUCUCUAACCUAAUUUUAAGGAAAAUGUAUACAAUUAGUAAGUGUGCAUCAAUCAAAGCUUCAUCAUUUUCCCGCCCCAACCCAGGCAACCCCCGGGCACUUGAACUUUUGAUUAGUUCGUUCAAAUUGUCCCUUUUGCUGCCGAUUAAUAAUGGUAAUAGGACCGAGUGGAGUCCAAUUCGGUCUGUGAUUUUACGAGUGAUUAACAAAAUCGGACGACCGUGAAGCAGGAAUCCAAUUUGUUAAUCACGAGUAUGAUUACUGACAGAAUUGGACGACAAGAAUUCCUGUUACCAAUUAAUCAUAACCAUUUCAAAUUCGAAAAAACAAAUGCACCAGGAACAAAUUUCUCCAGUGAAGACAGUGUCUUAAGUUAAAAAUGCCUCCAUUUUGGAAAUUCCCCAGUUUUUCUUUGGAUAAGUGGUUGUUUCUGUGGUUAUUUUGAUCAUUUCUGUAACACGUGUAUUACAUUGAAAAGACUUGACUUGUUCAAAUUCCCCACCUCACCCCACCCCACCCCACCCAAGUAAGUUUCGAAUUCCCCACCCCUGGGAACGGACGAUAGACAAAUGUUCUUGGGUUGCCUGUAGCGGAGAAGGAGUUUUAAGCUUUGAGUUGAUCGGUGCGUUAGCAGUCAAGAGCUGAGCACGUAUCUAUUCUUCACCCCAGGUUCGGCGCAGUUCAACCUAUUUACAUUAACCUCAUACGGGAUCCACUGGCUCGUCUUGUCUCUUCAUACUACUUCCACAGAUUCGGGGAUCAUCGAGGGGCCCAAAGAACAUGGGGCUUCAAAGGCACAGAGGAAGAGAAAAAUAUGGUUUGCGUUGUACUAGCUACCAGUUUCUCUUGCGGCCGUUCUUUGGUAUGUCAUGCCACGUUCUCAGUUUCCACUUCUUAUUGGGGGAGGCGUUGCGUGACAUUCCAAAGAACAGGGUAAUUUUGUGUAAUCAACUGAGUUGAUAACGUAAGUUGAACACCGUAAAGAGUUAAAAGGCUGACGUUUCGAGCGUCAAGCGCUGUCGCUCUCACGAAGGGCUAACGCUCGAAAGGUCAGCUUUUAAACUCUUUACGGUGGCCAAAUUACAAUAUCAACUCAGUUGAUUACUCCAUCCAGGAGUUCAAUUAAGUUUCGGUAAACUGCCAUGGAACCCUAACGAAAUGCUUCAGGGCGACCAAACGGUGGACUGGCAUAGGGGACACUGGUUAUAAUCCUUAUCGUUUAGAAAAUGAUACUGAAACUGGGAUAAGUCCCCGGCUGGAUGGGUUUCAGGCUCCUAAGCUGACUUUCACUUUUUUCUCCUCCUCCACCCCCCCCCCCCCCCCCCAAAAAAAAAAAGAUCUUUCACCCCUCGGCUGAGAGAAGUCAACAUAAACUCAAUUGAAAAACUGAAAACAAACGCGUUUAACUUCCUAAAAGCCCCACUUAUUUUAAAAGUAACUUUUUAUUUUGCCUGCCUAUUUGUCUCUCUUUAGACAUUUGACGAAUGCGUCAAAAAUGAAAUGAAAGAAUGCGUCGAUCCUCAAAGGAUUUUGUACAUCAUUCCUUAUUUUUGCGGCCAUGAAGCCUUCUGCAGGUGAGAACAGUUAUUUCGACGAGUGAGUCGCAAUGUGUUUAACUCUGGGUAGGAGAUAACAGCGAUUAACCUACUUAAGGUCUGACACACAAGUUAACGAUGCUUUUCGUAUGCGUUGAUUAGCAAGUUUGGAGCUGAUCAGCCAAUUAUUGUUAAGCAUUACACUUAUUAAACUUUUUCUAGUCUAAUAUCAAACAGUUGUUCACCUACAUCUGGGUGUAAAUAGAGGAUAUUUGCCUAUAUAUAUUGUGGGAGGAAAAAGACAAAUAAACUUCAAGUUCAUCUUUACAAGCCUGUUUCGUGGUUGCCCACUCAUCAGGGGAUAUAAUGAGAAUAAUCUUUACCAUCGCUUAUAUACAAUAUAAUCUAAUUUCUGCAGCACAAAAUUUAACAGUUUAGUUGUUGCGUAGGAGGGCUUUGUUUCUGUGGCGGCAGGAAGACACGAGUUCAUUACGUUUGUUUAGUGUUGAUAGUUCGGGUCGGCAGAUGAUUAGGAAUUUUUAGUUUAGUUUAGGAAUUAGUUUAUUUGUCUUUUUUCUCCCACAAUAUAUACAUCGCUCUACUCCUAUGUAUUGAGCACUGUUUUACGAAAGUCAAAUUUUGCACUUUAUAUAUAUAUCUAUAUUUAUAGAGGUAGUCAUAGGUAGCCACAAUGAAGUAUUUGUUUGUAUGUCGAGUCAGCCUGUCACUGGAGAAGACUUUUACCUUUAACCAAAUCCCUCUUGAUUUUCAACCUAAUCUCCUUCCUUUUUGUUUAUGACUAGGAGACCUACCGAACUAGCUCUUACACAGGCCAAGAUAAACGUCAUUAGAAAUUAUCUGGUUGUGGGUGUUACUGAGGAGUUGGAAGAUUUUCUGUUUGUUCUUGAGAAACUUUUACCAGAAUUUUUCUCGGGUGUGUUAAACAUCUACAGGACUCCAGGUCAGUGUGUAUCAAAAAAAAAUUAAAAAAGAGAAACAUGCCGGACGCAGAACUACUCUAUCACUGUCUUGAGCAAUUCACUAAGACACGUCUGUUGAAAAACAGUAAGGAAGUUUUUUUACACACUAGUUACGAAAACUCCAUUAUUAUUAGAGGGUUGCCCUUCUUUAGGUUAAACAAAACUUGUUACAAUGACUUACUUAAACGUUACGAACGUCAGCAUUGACAUGGUAUGGUAGUUAAUCACGCUUUAAGCAUUUUCCUUUGAGUUUUCGUUUGCUCGUUGUGACAUUUUUGUUUCCGGCUUCUGAUUGGAUGUUAUAAUUACUGAUGUUAUGGUUCUGGGACACUCAGUUAAAAUGCGUCAAAAUGAUGGGGAUAAAGCGUGAGACACUGGGCACAUAUCUUAUGUAAAACAUUUACUUUUUCAAUUUUAAGUUUCCUAAAUCUAUUUUACGUUUUUUUUUUUAAGACGAUAACCUCAAUUCCAAGAUGACAUCAACUAAAACCGUGAAUAAGAUAGGACCUUCUCCCGAAGUACAACAAAUAAUGAAGAAACAUCUGCAGUUAGAAUACGACUUUUAUGAAUUUGUAAAGGAUAGAUUUCAUAGACUGAAAGCCGAACUCAGAUAA